UCAUAACAAGAGUUAUCCCGAGACACUUUACAGAUAAAGUAGGUCUAGACUACACUCUAUAAUUUACAAAUCUGAAUUAGGUGCUUGUUGUCCCUACUGUAACGUUAGCCUAAUCAUGGUUAAUUACACAUAAGUGUUUGGUCCCAUGAACUGUCAGUUAGUUACUUGUAAUUGGUAAUUACUCCAGAACUAGCUAACAUUAUAGCUGCAAUUAUUGAACAUUUAUGUGUCCCUUAAAUUGCAUCACUCUGCUCUGAGUUUUUAGUCGUAUUGUGCAUCAUGCUUGACACAAGCCAUGGACAGCUGUAUUCUUAAAGUUAUUUUCAUCAUUCAAUUCAUAGGCAUUGACAAUAUUUCAUAUUUUAAACUACACAGCUAUGCAGGAUGCUACAGAUACAAGUAAACUGAAGCUGUGGUUGUAUAACUCAAAAAUUACUUCUGAUUUCUGACAGCUUGCAUUAGUUAUUCCAGUUUUUCUAUAAUAAGGCAAAGGCAAUAGCUGUUACAUUGUUAAAAAAGAUGUAAUAACUCUUAUGCAUGCUGUCACAAAAAAGUCAGUGAAUUCAUAAAGGAAAAAAAAUAUCACCCCUAAUAUGGGUAAGUAUUGCACUUCAACUGUCUCUUUCAAUAAUGGCCCUACGCACUUUCCAGGGGAGGGGUACCUAGGUCAGUAUUAUAUUAGUAUUAAACUGUAGCCCCAGGAUGCUUGAUUAUAUCAAUAAUAUGUCAAUAUAAUAAUUUUUUAUGAGUGGAAAUAUGUGUGUAAAAACCUACCUUACAUAUUGGCCAUCAGCAAAGAAGUAAUUUAAAGUCAAUCACAAUGUAGAACAAGUCACCUGAAAUGGAACACGGGGGACCAUAUCGUUAGAGGCAGCAUGAUGACUGAUUUUGAUAUUUUGUACUGUCUUUGUCAGAUGCAGACAAUGAGUUAAUGUACAUUUCAGCGUCUGCUUUGGACACAGACUCUUCAAACGGACCAGAGGGCUUGGCCUAAAGCUGUCGUGGUGUGCAGCCUCUUUGCUCUCUGUGUCUCUCCGGCUGUUGAGUAGCAUGACUUGGUUUACAUUUCCUGGUGACAACCUGCUGUGCAGAUGUCUUGGCAUCUCCAUCACUGCCUGGUUGACUCUUCUGUUUGUCUUCAUAAUUGUGCCUGCUGUACUUGGAGUCUCUUUUGGUAUCCGAAGACUCUACAUGAGGACACUUCUCAAGAUUUUUGAGUGGGCAACCUCACGGAUGGAGAUGGGAGCAAAGGAAAAGAAUCAGCAACUCCAUAAACCAUAUAGCAAUGGAAUCAUAGCCAAAGAAUCACCAUCGUCCUUGCAGCAGGAGCUCCAGGAGCUCCGAGGUUCUGCCAGCUGUCUGCGCUCAGAGCCGGAGUUUGAGAUGGCUGACAUCUUCUACUUCUGCCGGAGAGGUGUGGAGAGCAUCUUGGAUGAUGAGGUGACCAAGCGCUUUUCGGCCCAGGAACUGGAGAGCUGGAAUUUACUGACUCGAAGCAACUACAACUUCCGUCAUAUCAGUCUGAGACUCACUGUCCUUUGGGGCCUGGGAGUCCUCAUCCGCUACGGCAUCCUGCUGCCUCUAAGGGUUACUUUGGCCAUCACUGGCAUCAGUCUGCUUGUAGUCCUGACUACUUUCGUGGGCUUCUUACCAAAUAGAGAAGAGAACAAACCAAAGAAUGGCGGUAUCUGUGUGUCCAAUCACACAACACCCAUUGAUGUCAUCAUCUUGGCCAAUGAUGGCUGCUACUCUAUGGUUGGCCAGGUACAUGGAGGGUUGAUGGGAAUGAUGCAGCGAGCCAUGGUCAAAUCCUCCCCCCACAUCUGGUUCGAAAGAUCAGAAGUCAAAGACAGACACCUAGUGGCCAAAAGACUAAGUGAUCAUGUUGCUGACAAAACCAAACAGCCCAUCCUGAUCUUCCCUGAGGGUACUUGCAUCAACAACACAUCAGUGAUGAUGUUCAAAAAGGGCAGCUUUGAAAUUGCCUGCACAGUCUAUCCAGUUGCCAUUAAGUAUGAUCCACGGUUUGGGGAUGCUUUCUGGAACAGCAGUAAGUUUGGCUUGGUGAAUUAUCUUCUGAGGAUGAUGAGCAGCUGGGCCAUUGUCUGCAGCGUUUGGUACCUGCCGCCCAUGAACAGAGAGGAAGGGGAGGAUGCGAUGCAGUUUGCCAACAGAGUGAAAGCAGCCAUAGCUGCUCAAGGAGGAUUAGUGGAUCUCAUUUGGGAUGGAGGGCUGAAACGAGCAAAAGUGAAAGACGCUUUUAAAGAAGAGCAGCAGAAACUUUACAGUAAAGUUCUUGUAGGGGAGCAAAGUGACGACACGCAUUUAGAGGAUGAAAAUCAAGAGGAGGAUGAAAAUCCAGAGGAUGAAAGCAAUCAAGAUUCAACAAAAGGACAAUGAGGACACAGUGAAUGUAUGAUGUUAUAAAUACAGACUCUUACAUCUCAUACAGUGACAUCUUACAUAAUGGUGAUUUGGGAAUCAGAAUCAGAAGUAGAAAGAAAGAAGUAUAUAGAUUAUUACUGUAACUGUCCUUUUUCCUAGACUCUUGAGUGAAGAAAAGUAUUUAAUUGUUUAGAUUUUUAUGUUAUUGGUGUAAUAUAUAUAAAUAUAUAUUUAUUUACAUAGUUUGUAUGAUGUGAAAUUAGGAGAAAGGUAACCGUACAGAAGCUAAACCACUGAAAGACAUAAGAAAUGCUAAUAGGUCUUUGUUAACUAAUUGUUCAUAGAUCAAAGUCCUAUAGUGACAUGAAUUUUCCUGCCAUGUGUGCUUGUCAUAUAUCUGAUUAAAACACAUUAUCUUCUAAAAACACUGA
Perca fluviatilis (European perch) is the source of this 2816-nucleotide messenger RNA. It is a transcript of the gene gpat4, whose product is annotated as glycerol-3-phosphate acyltransferase 4. Gene Ontology annotation, molecular function: glycerol-3-phosphate O-acyltransferase activity. NCBI's taxonomy places the organism in Eukaryota, Metazoa, Chordata, Actinopteri, Perciformes, Percidae. Gene Ontology annotation, biological process: triglyceride biosynthetic process. Gene Ontology annotation, cellular component: endoplasmic reticulum. The record is from RefSeq and is a predicted model, not a curated record. The transcript is spliced from 11 exons. Bases 1051 to 2400 code for a protein of 449 amino acids.